CGUCAGAAGUGUUGGCAUUGAUUGCAAUGUUUUGAAAUGAUUUGAAUGUAAAUAAAGGUUUGAAAACGCAAUGAAAGCCCGAAAACGCUUUCUUUUGCUUUUCGUCGCGUUUCUGGCGUUCAUUCACUUCGGCGUCAAUCGGAUGCGACGGACCGACGACACCACAGACGACGUUACGAACGACACACUCCUCGCACACGACAACCAUUACUACGACUUCGAGCGGACUUUCGGCCGAAAAGCCGCCGAAUCGGCGCCCAAUCGGAGGACCGGAAACGAGUGUCGGAUGAGUUCGUGCUUCGACUUCACGCGAUGUCGCGAUUCGCCGCAAAACGGCCUCAAAAUCCAUUUAUACCCCGAUUUCGGCCACAAAUUGAGUCCGAGUUUCGCCAAAAUCGUCGAAAUCAUCAAAACCUCGAAAUACUACGAAAGCGAUCCAAACAAAGCGUGUCUCUUCGUGACCACCGUCUGGGACACCGUCGACAGGGAUCCGCUCUCUCAGGACUUCCAGGUGAAGACCGCGUUUGCAAAACAAAGCCUUUCCUCUAACGCUUUCCCUUAG
This is a messenger RNA of Oppiella nova, 562 nucleotides long. The record is from the annotation of a GenBank genome assembly. NCBI's taxonomy places the organism in Eukaryota, Metazoa, Arthropoda, Arachnida, Sarcoptiformes, Oppiidae.